AUGGCAAAUAUGCAUGCGAGCCUCGACAUCUGUAUAAAAACCCUUUCGGAAAAAGAGCACCACGUGUUUCGGCGGGCAUUGUGGUCUCAUCCUGACAAAGAAACCGACAAGCUGGCGUCGUGGCUACUAUCCCGUCUUCUUUACAAAUCCCUAGACGAGGGAGAGGGAAACGAGGUUUCAUCUCCACAAGUGAUUGAUCUCCCACCCAUUUCCACCUAUUUACCUGAGGAGCACAAUAUCGAAAGGCCAGAGUUGCGUUCACUAUUGCACAAUUCUCAAGCGAUGGGAAGUCUGGAAAAGCUCAUCAGCGAAUCGUACAAGUUCAUCCGGAUGGCCGAUGAUCUUCACGAUGUUGCCACCUAUCUUGCCGAUAUGCGACUAUGCUUCAUUUUGGUAACUGCCACUGGUUACCUCCUUCUUUUCGUCUACCUAAUCAUGCUUUGUAUUCGACGCAACAGGCGAGCACAACCUCGCCGCCGAAAUUGGGACUAUCAGUUAGAAAACCAACGUGAGUUCAACAAUGCUGGACCACAAACGACCGAAGACUUAGUUGGAGUUCGCAGCGACGGCAAUGCCAGCUAUAUGGGAAGAAAUCACCAUGGAAGAGGCCUCACCAACACGGCUCCAUCGUUCAUGAGGCACGGUCACAUCAAUCAUCAACAAACGACUCGGCUAAUGGCUGACCAGGAUGGUUCGGUAGUAAAACAUCAGAUACCGCACAUAACGACGGAGCCUCCGACGGAAGAGAACAAGGCGAAAGUGCCGCAAUUGGUGAAGGAUUCCAUUGAGUCCUGAUCUCUCUCCCUCAUUCUCUCCACAUAUGAUGUUUUUUCUUCUCUCAAAAAUCAUAUGUUAUCAUGUACGUAUCAAUGACUGAACAUGCCAUUUAUAUACACGUUUAUUAGACAUGACGGUGCGAUGUGAACUCUUUCACGAAUAUUUAUUGUCCCAGUGUUAGUUGAAUUAGCAUAUCUCUUUGUAUUAAUUGCGACUGAAACGGGUUUCGAAGUUGAGGUGUAAAUUUUUUUCUUGUGCAUAAGUCUAUCUUCUGACAUUCAUGCAUAAACAGAAACUGGUAGAACAUCGGCGCUCUCGAAUUAUUUUCUCUGGGAAAUUAAGUAUUAUUCAUUGUUGUGCGAUUUCGAAAACAUGUAUUUUGAAGAAUAUUCUAUUCCCAUUGUGUGUUGUGUCAUACAUUUUGAUUUUUGUUUAGAGCCAGCUUCCGUCCUCAUCUAAGCCGAUUGUAUGUGCCUUUGCAGUUGAAAAAUGUCCCCUUGGAUUCGCAUACUUUCAUCAUAAUCACUGUUCCCACUACACAGUUGUCAUUCAAAAAAGUUCCAUUUAGCAAUAGCUUCUUUUCCAUUGCUACUUCUGCAUUAUGAAGAAGUAAAUUUUGAGCCUCUAUGUUCUUCAGUUG
Messenger RNA from Cylicocyclus nassatus, 1417 nucleotides. The record is from the annotation of a GenBank genome assembly. NCBI's taxonomy places the organism in Eukaryota, Metazoa, Nematoda, Chromadorea, Rhabditida, Strongylidae.